UUUCUUCGUUCUCUCACUCUCUCUAUAUCGCAAACGCGCAGUGCAGUGUCCGUGUGGAAAACCUGAAGCCAAUGGGAUGGAGAUCCGGUAAUAGAUGCAAAUUAUCAUGAAAAGACUCUGCAAAAUAUGAAACAACUCAUUUGCGGCGGAGUAAAUCACAGAAAACUGUUUAUGAACUGGCACCCCUUCUUGGAAAUGCAAUGCGAGAACUCUUGAGUGUUGGUUUUAUGGAAUUCGACAUGAUAGAGGCUUAAAAAUUUAGAUGGGCUGUUAAAAGAAAAGAGGAAAAAAAAAACACUGGAAUCACAGUCUCCUUGUAAUAUAAAACCUAACAAAAACAACAAAACGUUUCUCCUUUAUGAAUUAAAAUCUGGGUCUUUUCAAAAGAAGGAAAAAAAAAUGAGUUCAUAUUUUGUCAACUCUCUCUUCUCCAAGUAUAAGAGUGGUGAUGCAUUACGUCCCAAUUAUUACGAAUGUGGGUUUGCCCAGGACCUUGGGGCAAGACCCACCGUGGUCUACGGACCCAGCACCGGGAGCACUUUUCAGCAUCCGACACAGAUUCAGGAAUUUUAUCAUCACGGUGCAUCUUCGCUUUCCUCCGCGCCUUAUCAACAGAAUCCGUGUGCUGUAACCUGCCACGGGGAGCCAGGCAAUUUCUAUGGAUACGAUGCCUUACAAAGGCAGACCCUCUUCGGAGCUCAAGACUCGGACUUAGUCCAGUAUAGCGACUGCAAGCUCGCUGCCAGUAGCAUUGGAGAAGAGACGGAAAGCACAGAACAGAGUCCUUCUCCAACCCAGCUGUUCCCAUGGAUGAGACCCCAAGCAGCUGCCGGACGAAGGAGAGGAAGGCAGACCUACAGUCGGUAUCAAACGCUUGAACUAGAGAAAGAAUUUUUGUUUAACCCAUACCUGACGCGCAAGCGGCGAAUUGAGGUAUCGCAUGCAUUGGGACUGACUGAAAGGCAAGUCAAAAUCUGGUUUCAGAACAGGAGAAUGAAAUGGAAAAAGGAGAAUAACAAGGAUAAAUUUCCCAGUAGCAAAUCCGAACAAGAGGAGAUCGAAAAACAAAAACAAGAAAAGGCUCAACAGGAUACUAAGGCAGAAGAAGAAGAGGAGGAGAAAUCUAAACAAUAGAAGUUAUACUAUAUAUAUAUUGCGAAAAAAAUCAUUGAUAGUUGCUUCCUACUGCAAUUCUGGCAAAUCUGAUACACGCAGAACUUAAAAACUUAAGGAAAGGAGAAUGUCCACUGAAUCCGUAUGUUGAAAGAAAUGCAAGGACAUCGCAUUUAAUGAUUGGUGUGUGAAGAAACAAAGAACUGAAUUAUAACAAGCGAGAAACUAUAGCAACAUUUCUACUUUUUACCAGCUGUUUGAAAAAUAUGUUGUAGUGAAUCAAGAUAGCUUACUUUUUGGUGGAACAAUAAAUGUGAAACUUUUUAUUAGAAUGGUUUCUUAAUUAUUGCAUUUGGCAGCUGUAUAGGUUGUGUUAAGUUAAAAUUGUGCACUUUUUUUUACUUAUGUUAUUAUUAUAUUAACCUAGAAUCAUUGGUUUCCCAGCAACAUGAAACUGCCUAUUUAUGCUGUAGAUUUUUUUCGUCAUUCCUAGUUGAUGCAAAUCAAGAUAUUUUUUAUUGUUUUCCCUUAAGGAGUAAGCAUGCGCACAGUUAAAAAAAAUGUAACGUGACCCUCUGUUUACUGUGAAAAGAAUGUAUACUGUACUCGUGAAUUACUUUAUGGGGACUCCGUGAUAUACUCUGUUGUUUUGCGCUACUUUGUUCUAUUGUCUAAACCUGGAAGCAGCGGAAGAAAGGGGCACAAUAAAGUUUACAAGCGAGAAUCCGUGACAUCAUUGCUGCGCUCUGGUUCAUUUCCUACUUGAGGCUACUUUGAUAUAAGGGGCGAUAAAAGUAAUUUGUAUCAGUACACGGAUAUUCUUACCAAUGCAUUUUAAAUGAAAUGCUCAUUAAAUCGUGGUUUAAAGCUCAUUCUCAACACAAACCGUCAAAUAAAUAAAUAAACUUUUCUGAAA
Polypterus senegalus (gray bichir) is the source of this 2029-nucleotide messenger RNA. RefSeq names its product homeobox B8a (gene hoxb8a). Gene Ontology annotation, molecular function: DNA-binding transcription factor activity, RNA polymerase II-specific; RNA polymerase II transcription regulatory region sequence-specific DNA binding. Bases 400 to 1134 code for a protein of 244 amino acids. The record is from RefSeq and is a predicted model, not a curated record. Gene Ontology annotation, biological process: regulation of transcription by RNA polymerase II. Gene Ontology annotation, cellular component: nucleus. Lineage: Eukaryota; Metazoa; Chordata; Cladistia; Polypteriformes; Polypteridae. The transcript is spliced from 2 exons.